Molecule: messenger RNA, 2055 nt
Organism: Hyposmocoma kahamanoa
Lineage: Eukaryota; Metazoa; Arthropoda; Insecta; Lepidoptera; Cosmopterigidae
Exons: 4
Coding region: 1-2055 (684 amino acids)
Source: RefSeq, a predicted model, not a curated record
AUGUCAGACUCAGAGGAUUAUCACUCGUGUAUAAGCUCUGACUCAUUUAUCUCAUUAGAUGCAUCGGAGAUGGAGGUUGAGGCUUUGGGUGUCGAGCUCUCCAAUAUCUUUGGUACCUCAUCUCAACAUUUUAACAUUUGUCAUAUAAAUGCGCAAAGCAUUCCACGUCACUACACUGAACUGCUUGACACUUUUUCGUCGAGUUCUUUGCAUGCGGUGCUGGUUACUGAAAGUUGGUUUAAGCCAUGCCACAAUUCAACUACUUAUGCUUUACCAGGGUAUAUCCUGGUUCGCAAUGAUCGCCCUUUGGUAAAUGGUGGUGGUGUAGCCAUCUAUAUCAGCAGUUCUGUUCCGUUUAAGACUAUUUCAGCAUCGGAGUAUGUAAAUGUAAACGACAUUGAAUAUAUUUUCUUGGAGAUUGUGGUUUCUGGGGUUAAAGCGAUUCUUGGAGUUGUGUAUUGUCCGCGUCCUGUUAAUUCUGUCACUCUUACUUCUCUCACUUCUGUCUUGGACCCGCUCGCAACGGAUUACUCUCAUCUUGUAAUAAUGGGUGAUUUAAACACCGACCUCCUUCAGGAUUCUCUAGCGUCCCGUAAUUUACGAUCAACUAUCGAGUCUUUCUCUUUGUCUAUACUUGAGUUUAAUGCGACUCACCACAAUAUUCAUACCGAGGACACGUGGAUUGAUCAGGCUAUUGUCUCCUCUCCAAAUCGUGUUGUAAAACAUGGUCAAGUCCCGGCUCCGGGCUUCUCUCAUCAUGACUUGCUCUAUGUUGUGUACAAAAUUAAGCCUCACAAACGUUCUUCCGAAAUUAAAAAGCUGAGAAAUUUUGCGGGGCUGGAAUUAAAUAAACUUGCUCAUGAUGCGUCUACUAUUGAUUGGUCCGGGGUAUUGGCAACUUCUACGGUGGAUGGGAAGGUGGCAAACUUUGGAGCCACUUUAUUGAGCUUGUAUGACAAGCACGCACCAAUACGGUUAGUGAAAUUGAAAAGACCCCCUGCACCCUGGAUCACUCCUCUAGUGCGUAUUGCAAUGAGGAGGCGUGACGGAGCUUUUCGUAAGUUUAAACGGUGUAGGUCGGAGGAAAAUUGGACUGCCUUCAAAUUAUGUAGGAAUCGCUGUAAUCAGAUGGUGAGAGCCGCAAAACGCCGCAACUUUCAUGACAAUCUUGUACAGUCUUCUCCUGCUGCAACUUGGAAAUUUUUGAAGUCUGUGGGUCUGCUUAAGCCUCAGAAUGACGCUAUUCCUCAUUCUUUCACUCUCGAUGACAUUAGUCGUCAAAUGAUAGUCUGCUGUUUAGACAGUGUACUGCCGAUUAUCACACAUAUUAUUAAUUGUUCCCUUUCCUCUGGUACUUUCCCUAGCAGCUGGCGCAGGGCGUAUGUGCUGCCUCUUCCUAAAAUAAAUAAUCCGUCUGUUCUUAAACACUUUAGGCCAAUCUCAAUACUACCUUUCCUUUCUAAAAUUCUAGAAGCAGUUGUUCAUCGCCAAUUAUCAUCCUUCCUUUUUAGACACAAUGUCCUUGGCCAGUACCAAUCAGGUUUCCGGCCGGGCCACAGUACCACAACGGCAUUAUUGAAAGUUACGGAAGACAUUCGUGAGGGCAUGGAGGCUUCGCGGUUGACAGCAUUAGUUCUCAUUGACUUCUCUAACGCCUUUAAUGCUGUUGACCAUGAUAUACUCCUAGCCAUCCUAGCUUUUUUGCGAGUCUCUGCCUUGGAACUGGAAUGGUUCUCUUCAUACCAUAAGGGGCGCAAGCAAGCUGUUCGUGCCAAAGACGUCUUGUCUAAUUGCUCUCAUCAUUUGUAUGCUGACGAUCUACAGAUUUAUGCGCAAGCAAAAUUUGACUCCUUGGAUGAUGCGAUAUGUAACCUCAAUGAUGAUUUGCGACGUAUUGCUGACUGGUCGAGUAAGUUUGGCAUCAGUGUCAAUCCAAGCAAGUGUCAAGGCAUGAUCGUGGGUAGUCCCUAUGCUUUGUCUAGGCAAUACGACUCUGGAACGCUCUCCCACCCCAUAUUCAAAGUGCGCCAAAUAAACUCGCAUUUAAGCAGUUAG